This is a messenger RNA of Pteronotus mesoamericanus, 2514 nucleotides long. It is a transcript of the gene CMTM8, whose product is annotated as CKLF like MARVEL transmembrane domain containing 8. Lineage: Eukaryota; Metazoa; Chordata; Mammalia; Chiroptera; Mormoopidae. Gene Ontology annotation, molecular function: structural constituent of myelin sheath. The record is from RefSeq and is a predicted model, not a curated record. The coding region runs from base 291 to 812 and encodes 173 amino acids. Gene Ontology annotation, cellular component: membrane. Gene Ontology annotation, biological process: myelination. The transcript is spliced from 4 exons.
CCACCGCCGCCCGCCUCGGCCGCCGGGCGGCCUCCUCUGGCUCGGUGUCCUGCUCCGGGGCCCCAUCGCCGCCGGAGCGCCCGCACGCCGAGGAGCGGGGGCGCCACGCACUCGCAGGACGCGCGCCGCCUCUGGACCGGCCGCGGCUGGCACCCCCCCGCGCGCCUCCUUCCCCGCGCCAGCCGCGCUCCCCUCCCCCUCGCCGGGGUCCUCCGGGCUCCGGGCCGCGCGUCCAGCCCCCGACGAGCUGGGGGUCCCUGCGGAGGGGCCAGCCCGGCCAAGGCGUGACGAUGGAGGAGCCGCAGCGCGCCCGCCCGCAUACCGUCACCACCACCUCCAGCUCCUUCGCGGAGAACUUCUCCACCACCAGCAGCAGCUUCGCCUACGACCGGGAAUUCCUCCGCACCGCGCCCGGACUCCUCAUCGUGGCGGAGAUCAUUCUGGGGCUGCUGGUAUGGACACUUAUCGCUGGAACUGAGUACUUUCGAGUCCCUGCAUUUGGCUGGGUCAUGUUUGUAGCUGUAUUUUACUGGGUCCUCACCGUCUUCUUCCUCAUCCUCUACAUAACAAUGACCUACACGAGGAUUCCCCAGGUGCCCUGGACAACCGUGGGUCUGUGCUUCAAUGGCAGCGCCUUCGUCCUGUACCUCUCAGCGGCUAUUGUGGAUGCGUCUUCCGUCUCCCCAGAGAGGGACAGCCACAACUUCAACAGCUGGGCUGCCUCGUCGUUUUUCGCCUUCCUGGUCACCAUCUGCUACGCUGGAAACACAUAUUUCAGUUUUAUAGCUUGGAGAUCCAGGACCAUACAGUGAUUUGCCAUUUGGAGAAUUGAGAGAGGGGAAAACAAGGAAGAAUCUCACUGUAAAAACAGCUGUAGGUAUAAUGUAUAUUUCCAGAGAAUUAUAUUUAACUAAUGUUUUUAUAUACUUAGUUAAAUUUGCUCACAGUGGUUUGUUACAAUUAAACUGGAUACUUAUUUGCAAAGUGCUAUAGGUUAUAAUGACCUUUUAAAGAUCUUGUUGUUGUCUUAAUAGACCUUAUUGUUAUUUUCUUCGACAAUGUAUAAAUGGAUAAAAUGCUAAUAUUAAGAAAGUGUCAAGUUUGUAAACCUAACUUUUAAAAUGCCAGGGUUUUUUUGUUUUGUUUUUUUUUUGAUUAAAUGUUUCAAAAUCUUGAAUAAUGUUAUAUUGAUUUGAGAAAGGAGGCCUGUUGCAGAAGCCCUAGGUGGGGUGCUAUGCUUCAUCCUCCCAGAGCUCUCCAGGUACAAUGUCGCUAGGAGAUGCUUGCCCAUGGCCACUAGGGCAGGGUGGUCGGAGAGACCUCUCUCCCCAACCCGGGACAUUGGUGUCCAUGGUUCUCACAUGCCAAUCAGUAGACCGAGAGAGCCUCUAAGGAGACAUUGGCCUUGGAGCUUGGUAAUGAGCUCUUGUUAAGUGGUGCUGCCGAGUCCUGUGACUGAUGGGCUAGUGGUAUUUUUUUUCUAAUAUUAAAAUCAGGGAAUAACCAUUAAAAGGACAGAUACUUGCAUGUAUCUUACAAUCAUCUUGCUGACCACAAUGAUAUGUGUACCUAUUUUGUGGGAAAUACUGGACCAAAAGUUCUCAGAUCUCCAAUGUCCAGCACUGAUACUUUGUAACAUUAUUAGAUAUUAUCAGGCGGUGGGAAGGACCCAGUCAGCAAAGCAGAUGUGCCUUUAGAGGAAGUGUUUUCAGGCAGGGUGGUUCUUGCCACAACGGCGUAUCUUGGGUGAUUUUUCAACAUGAGCCUCUUUGAAAAACAAAAAACCACAGAAACGUUGGUAUAAUUGAUGACAGCAAAGAGUUUCAGCCUUGUACUCACUCUGUAGACACGCCCCCUGCCACCUCUGGUUUAAGGGAGCUGCUGCUUUCUGCUGUUUGUGUUGGUCUUCCUGUUUACGGGAUUCUAACUCCGUAUCCAAGCUCUGUUUACCCCUAUAUAGGAGAGGUGGGAUUUCUUCAGUGUCUAACAACACCCACCCCAAACUUUUGAAGGAAACAGUAAAGAAUGUCCUUGAGGCGUGGGUCCCAAGAAGCAGUGGGCAGGGGCACCAGAGGUGGAAGGUGGUGUAGCGCACGGAUGUGUGGGAAGGGUGUGUGCUGGGGGCACAGGCAGCCCCUCCGAGUCCAGCAUUUAGCAGGCCAUGAAGGCGAAGCUUUAGCUACACAGACCUGCAGGGGAUCAGCGCUGCGAUCUCUUUGGAGCUGCAUCUCCCCGGUCAUCACCGGGACAGCCUGUGACGCACUCAUUUUGCAAGAAAAGCAGAAAUAACUCAUCAGAGUCUGUGCUCUCUGCUCUGUGCAUCACUCACACUCACAGAGGCAUAUUCAUCUUCCAUGUAAUCCGUGGGUUAUUUUUUUUAAGUACUUUAUACUGCCAUCAAGUCUCAAUAAAGGCAGAAAAACUAUAACUCAGCAAAUCUGUUUCUGGAAACAGUCAUAAAGAAAGAAGCCCGCUUUUCUGUCUGUCUGUCCGUCUGUCUCCCUCUCCCCCCAC